GACCUUGAAAACUUAGCGCCAAACGGCGCGCAUUCAAUGGAAUACAAUUGGGCAUGCCAAACAAAGCUGAUCUACCAUCGGCCGAGAGGGUGACCGGAAUUGAAUCACCAGAGCCACCCAUACCUACUACCUCCUUAACACAGGCCAUACCAGGCGCUGCAGGCGCUGUAUUGAACGAUGUGCCCGGUCUGCUUGUUUCUCACAGGUCGUCAAGGAUCGGGAAACCGUCAGAGAAAGCGUUUGAUGACAUGCAAAUUAUGCGUCGCAUAAUUGCUGAAGAUGAAACGUUUAAUUUAUCUACCGUUCCUCCUUUGACGGAUCUGUGUCUGAAACACUGCAUCCAAAAUUUCGAGUAUAAAGCAAAUAUUCUGCCGCACCUAAAUUCGAGGCAAAGACGAAAACUUUUGGACGAAUUGGGGACAGAUACACCAUUGAAAGUAACGGCUCAUCAAAUCGGUGAGGAUCUUUAUUGGAAACGUUGCUGUCACAGUCGCUGGCCUGUGAUCGACCUGGCCCGGCAUGGGGGGGUGUGGAAAAGAGCAUUUUUCGAGCACAUGCUUGAAGAGACCAUCGAGCGUUUCGUGCCCGGUCAUACAUACCUACCAAGGCUCACCGAAUGCGUAGCGUAUGCUGCACCGUACGUACAUCGUUUGGAUAUUCGCCAACUAUUGCCCCCGCUGAAGCAACAAUCCACGGAUGGUUACUCGGAAAAUAAUUCCGAUGAGGAGAGCAACUCCGAAUUUGGUUCGGACCUCCAGACAGCGGAUCACCUGGACCUGGGUCCCAUGUUGGUGAAAUUGCCCAAUCUGGAAGAAUUAUCUGUGUCGUACACCGUCAAAGACUGUGGAAUGAAUUUCGAGUGGUCCAUCUUUCAGUUUACUGUGCACGAUUGUGUCAAUUUAGCCAAAGCAAUACAGCAGCAUAAGAACAUACGAGCACUCCAUCUAACUAAAAGUCGAGUUGAUUCAGAUAGAUGUCGAGUUCUGGUCAACCACAUUUUGCAGCAUCCCACUCUUGAGUGCCUGGAUUUAUCGCACAACUUUAUCGGGGACCGUGGGGCACGUGCGUUGGGAAAGCUUAUCAGCGGAAACAAUCAGUUGAGAACUCUGAAUCUUGCGGACAACCGUCUCCAAGCCACCGGCGCUCUGGCUCUUGCACAUGCUCUGGCCAAGAAGUCCUGCACGUUGGUGCGUCUAAACCUUCGCUUGAAUCGUCUCAGAGACGAUGGCGGGAUUGCCAUCGCCAAAAGCCUGCUGCGCAACACUUCAUUGAAAGAGCUCAACCUGGCAGCGAAUGACCUGGGUGAGACAGCUUCCAAUUAUCUGGCUCACGUGAUCGCUCACAACAGGACCCUCACCCACUUAGAUUUGUCCAACAACCAGGUUGGCGUGACCGCUAGUCGAAGGCUCUCUGAUGGUAUGAUGCACAACGACACGCUGUUGUACUUUGACCUUCGUUUCACUGGAUGCAAUCAGGAGGCCGAGUACGCAAUUUCUCAGCAAGUGGAAAGGAACCAGGACCGCGUACGACGCAUGCUUGUAGCUCCGUCACUAGGUCGCAACGACGGACAACCGGAGAUAACGGAUGAUAUUAGUCUGCCGGAAGGGGUGACAAGCGUGGCGAACCAGCAUAAUUUGGGCAUCCCGUCCGCUCAAUCUACUACUGUAUGAACCAUAUAAGACCAGAACAUUCAAUUCGGCGAUCUUGACAGGAGCAACUCUUUCUAACCAAACCUGGCUUGCCGUCGUUUCCAUCUUCAGUAGCCUAAUCAACACGGUGGAGUAAUAGGCAGGAGAGCCCCGAGCACGAAGAAUAGAAGAGUUUGAGUCGACUUUUCCCUUUCCCCUAUUCAUAUAGAUUGUGAUGAAAAUAUGGAUGAACACAUACAUUUAAGCUAUUCAUGAGAAUUGCUAGUGCAUAUACUGUAUUUUCCCAGACUAUUCGAAUCCAAAUGUUGCUUCCCACUGCAUGGAGCCAGAAUUUUCGUUCCUCUGGCAAAGUGAAGUAGUUAGUAAUAAUUGGCUUCACCUCUACCUUGUACUUAUAAAAAUGAUUGGUGAAUGAAGCAAAAGUGAUUCUGCUAAGAUCAUUACAUAUCUGUUUUUCAUGAUUGGACUCAACUUUCUCCUCUGUAAUUCCGAUAACCGACGCGAGUACGCACCUGGUCUGGAGCACAUUAGGGGAUGCAGUUAUUCCCUUCAGAAUUUCAGCAUAAAACUCCUCUACCAGCCACCUUGCAACCUUGAUGUUACCCAAUCUCCUUAAGACUUCAGACAAUGUUCGUUGGAAUUUUGAUAAGUGGAAUUAAAACUGUUCUUCAUUAUCC
This is a messenger RNA of Dicrocoelium dendriticum, 2326 nucleotides long. Lineage: Eukaryota; Metazoa; Platyhelminthes; Trematoda; Plagiorchiida; Dicrocoeliidae. The record is from the annotation of a GenBank genome assembly.